Ceratina calcarata is the source of this 1048-nucleotide messenger RNA. RefSeq lists its product as uncharacterized. The transcript has 2 exons. Bases 239 to 727 code for a protein of 162 amino acids. Lineage: Eukaryota; Metazoa; Arthropoda; Insecta; Hymenoptera; Apidae. The record is from RefSeq and is a predicted model, not a curated record.
AUCCUGAAGGGAAAGAUAAUAGGAAUUCUUGUAAAAUAGCGGAGUUGCUGUCCCUCACAAUUUUAACAAAGCUUUUAAUCACAAGCCCUUUUCUUAAACUUCUGAGGGCAAACAACUACCAGUUUUCCAAGGGUUGCUCUAUCCUCCCUCGACUACCCCAAUUUACACCACUCUCUUAACUACACCCAACUUUUUCUUCUCGCAGCACUACAUCGACUUGAACAGCCCAUACACGGACAUGAACACAUCGACACUAAAAGACGGACGCAGUGAUUAUCUGCAAAUGCUCUCAGCACCCGACCACGCGGCUCUCUCCUCUCCAACUUACACGAACGUCCCAACAUCAAACGCACCCGACUCCGCCUACUUGUGCAUGAGCCCAAGUAGCCAAAAGGAUGAAUCAGGAAUAUUCAGUCCCGGACACGUGGGCACUCACUUCGAGUUCCCUGCGCCUACGUCCGAUUCCGAGGACGCAGUGGAAAUGUCGCCGAUGCUGAAGAAGAGCGACGACGAUCCUUACCUGAAGCCUAUCAACGUUCACGAACGCCGGGCGGAAUUCGUCCGACAGAUGAAGGCGAUGAAGCACCAAUCCGAUGAGCAGAGGCCUGUCAGCAGCGAUUCCGGAUACGCGAACACUCCCAGAAACCUACGUCUGAUCGACCUGAACGAGAAGGCCGCUAAGGAUGACGAGAAAUCAGGCGCAGUUGUAACGCGUGAACAUACGUGAACAUAAGUGGAAUUUAAACGAAACUGGAACGAUUCAUUGUUGUACUAAUUUACCUGUUCCAGACUGUGGAAAUGUUCUGUGUGAAUAUGAGGGUGUAUGUGUAACAACGAACUGGUUACUUAAUUCUGUGUCGCGUGUACCUUGGAUUUUGAACAUGUUUUUUAUAUGUUGCUCGAAGUUGGGUGUGCCAUGACAAAAGUUUAGGAUCGUGAACGCCGUCAAUGUACACGGUGAUUCAUUUUUUUUUAAUGAGCUUACGACGUCUUUUUCGUAGGAUUAAUUCAUUGAGAUUAUACAAUUAAACAACUGGAGUGAACAGAU